Messenger RNA from Coniosporium apollinis CBS 100218, 666 nucleotides. RefSeq lists its product as uncharacterized. Bases 1 to 666 code for a protein of 221 amino acids. The transcript is spliced from 3 exons. The record is from RefSeq and is a predicted model, not a curated record. Lineage: Eukaryota; Fungi; Ascomycota; Dothideomycetes.
AUGGCGAACAGUCGGCCUCCUGUCAGCGCAGAGAUGGACUGUAAUGGCGAGCCGUGGGAUCUGCCCUUAUCCGUAAAACGUUAUGUUGAAGCGUACAUGGCUAGAUUCGAUGCCUCGCACGACUUUCAGCACAUUCUCCGCGUAUGGUUUUUAUCUAAAUACAUCUCAGCCAACGAGUACGAAUUCAUUCCAACUCCUCAGGGUUACAAUAUCACAGCUCUCGAACUCGCUGCAUUGCUUCACGAUGUGGGCGACAAGAAGUAUUCCACGCCCGAAGAAAUCUCCAAACACCCGGUCUCCAAGGUCCUGCUUGAACUGGGUGCAUCCCCAGAGUUGGCCUUCAAGGUGCAGACGAUAGUCAAGCAUGUGUCCUACUCCGCAGAAACAAAGGAUCCAUUAGCAGUGGAAGAAGUGCUACUACAGCAUCCGGAGCUAGCAGCUGUGCAGGACGCUGAUCGGCUGGAUGCUAUUGGAGCGGUCGGUAUAGGAAGAGCUUUUACUUUCGGUGGAGCCAUGAGACCGGAGACCAACAUGGCAGAGACGAUUCAGCAUUUUACUGAGAAACUCGAGAGACUCGAGGGAAUGAUGAAGGAAAACAAAUGGCAAGGGAGCGCACUCGGCGUCUCCAGAUUUUUCGCACGUGGUGGGAAGAGGAGACCACUAUAG